ACCAAAUAAUUGGUUUUACAUUAUUUCUUAUGUGGAAAAUUCGAUCCUGAGUUCUGAACGGAUUAAGUUCGAGUACUGACGUACCACUGUACUAAUAAAACCUACAGCCGCGAAAAAACGUAAGAGAUCAGUUUAUAUAUUAAAAAAAAUUUGCAUACUUAAAGACUGGUUUAAUCGUCGUUCCGCUGACAGAAGGCUACGCUGAGCAACAGGUUGUUUAGAGGUUCAAAAUUUCUCAUGAAUCGUAGGAUGACAUCAAGUGACCUUGAAAGGAAUGGGUGCAGGUGUGAAAUGCACUGCUAGGACAGAUCGAGUAUGUAUGUGUGUGUGAGUGAAACAAAAACUGCUAUGCUUUUUCCCGCGGCUGUAUAAAUGCCGUCCAAAUACAAGAGAUAUACAAAACCGUUCAAUUAAUUAGCCCCUUUGCAUAUGAUUGCAGACCAUUAAAUUCAUAAAAAAUAAUAAUAAUUUUCCCCCUGGAAGACAACAAUUUUUCCCAAAUGCAGUAUGCGUAUGAGUUUUCAAUGGGUUUUCAUAAUUUACUUUGGUUUAACAUUGAGUUAUAAACAAACUAUCCCCUAAACUGAUCUACAUGCAGUUUGUGCCAGUUUCUCUGCGAUGUUUUCGAAGUACCUAUUUUCUUGAAAGUUUCCUGUACUGAGAUCAGUAGUUAACACAAAGAAACAUACUUUAUUUAGAUCGUCGGUCCUCUAUAUUGUAUUUAUUUAAUAAAAGUUGCAGAUAACUUUUUUUGUAAUUUCUAGAUUGUACAGGCCAUCUUGAAAGCCACCUGACCGGCUUCAUUUGCAAUGUAACUUUAACCUAAUUGGUCGCAUGUUUCUAGUGUCGAUUUAGGUUUCUUGAACUCGGGUUGCUUUUAUGAUAUUUUGCCUGCAUAUGUUUAAAUCAUGAUGCUUUAAGAUGGGACACCUAAAGCAGUCCAUUGAAAUACCAAAUACGACAAUGAGAUAUUUCCUUGGCUGGACUUCUUGGAUCAGCCCUGAAUUUACACCAUGCUUUUUUGAGCCACUUUUUUGCGUACCUGCUGGAUUAUGUUGUUUAUCUGCGAUACUUCUAACAAUUGCGUACUUUCUGCUGAUUUUUAAGGACUGUGCGGCGAAGCGCAGCGGCUCCGCAGCCACGGCCGCCUGCGCCCUUUACUGCCUGCUCGGGAACUUAAGCGGCGCCGUGGGGGCUCUGCUCUCUAACCAGCUGCUCAUGCAGAUGGUGAUGGGUGUAUUCAUGACAGGAUUGGAUAUUGUUCGUUUCAUGUUUAUCUACAUUCCCGUUUGUCUGUGCAAACAUUCAAAGAGUGCCAGAAGGAUUAAAAUGGUGUUAAAGAAGAAACAUGGGCAAAGUUUCCUGGUUAUGUGCUUUCCCAUGGUUCUGGGAGCAUGGCUCUUCUUGUGGCCUCGUGUGACCUGUGGCCCUUUGGUUGAAGCUCAGCCACAGAGACGCCUUCUCGGAAUUUCUCCACAGGACAAUGGAGAAAUCCUGGGUUACACUCUGGGUCUGCUUUCCUGCAUCAUUGGUUGGACCUCGAAGCUUCCUGCUCUAAUUGAAGCAUAUCGAGGGAUGACUGGCUCGACUAUUGAAAUCACUUCUGGAGUGCUGUGUGUCCUGGCCAGUGUACUGUAUGCCUCUGCAGUCCUCGUCUAUGACACUCAUCUGGAGCCUGUCUUGAAGGCAAUGCCUUGGAUACUGACCGCUGCUGGAUGUGCGGCCUUUGAUGUCAUUAUUGUUACGCUGUCCUGCUACAGGAGGUGGACAGGAUGGAAAUCUUUGAGCCAAUAUCCCAAAUUGAAUUCUGCAGAGACACAAGCCCUACUGGGGAACUCUGCCCCACGCUGGCCCAGAACGACAGCCUCAGCAAGCCAGCAAGGAUUAAGCCACACUCCCCUUCAGGAUCUAUCAGGCAAUAGAACUCCAAACAAGAAGACUGAAGUCGGACAGUAUAUUGAUGUGACCAUUCCACCACCAAGAAAGAUUUGUUUGAAAGAAGUGAAGAUUUCCAGGGAAGGUCAGUGUGGGAGUCAGACCCUAAGGAGGAUCAGAGUGGUGAGAGUGGACAGUCCGCGCUCCUCUGACGGCUCCUCAGACACGUCAUCUGUCAGCUCCGACCUGGAGUGGGAUUUUGAAGAUGCAAAUGCACAAUGGGGCAAAAUACAGAAAGAGCAAAAGAGCUCUGAAGCUUUCCCACUCCACAAGUGGACGAUGCUGUCAAAAGCAAAGCCUGAUGCCAAUGCCAACCAGCCAUGCAAGGGGAAAAGCUCCAGCACCCAGCAGGAUCCUUGACAGAGCACCAGGAUGUGGCUGAACACCAACGAUUAUUACACUUUAACUAUAGGCCUUACUGUCUGGUGAAAAUUAACUGUUUUCUUCAGAUUCUUUGUAUAUUAAAUCUGCAUGAAGAAUAUUGUUAUUAAUUCAUUAUAAAAUAUGAGGCAGUGAGGAGAGAUGUGCAUAGUAAAUACAGAAACCUUCACAAACAUGGAUUUGUUCAUGUGUAGCCCACAACAAUUUUGAAUGACUAGCUCUGAAUCUGCCCCAAAGUGCUGGACCUCAGGCUGUCUCAGGAUCAACUGGUUAGGCUAGACUUAAAUCCAUCUAUGUGUCCAUCCAUCGUCUAACUGCUUAUUCUGGUCAAGGUUGCAGGGCUGUCAAAUACCAUUAAAUUACUGUACAUUCUUUUUGAUACACUUGGCUCAUCCUAAUUAAAUUAUAAGGUUAAAAAUG
Molecule: messenger RNA, 2736 nt
Organism: Paramormyrops kingsleyae
Lineage: Eukaryota; Metazoa; Chordata; Actinopteri; Osteoglossiformes; Mormyridae
Gene: tmem44
Product: transmembrane protein 44
Cellular component (GO): membrane
Molecular function (GO): basic amino acid transmembrane transporter activity
Source: RefSeq, a predicted model, not a curated record